Molecule: messenger RNA, 2878 nt
Organism: Brassica oleracea var. oleracea
Lineage: Eukaryota; Viridiplantae; Streptophyta; Magnoliopsida; Brassicales; Brassicaceae
Product: DEAD-box ATP-dependent RNA helicase 41
Exons: 10
Coding region: 160-1656 (498 amino acids)
Molecular function (GO): ATP binding; RNA helicase activity; nucleic acid binding
Source: RefSeq, a predicted model, not a curated record
CUUCUUCUUUGCGAGCGAGUCUAUAUUUCUCGCCUCGGAUGAUUUGAUUCUUUCGAUUGCUGUUUUGUUUUGUGUUAGAUUGAAUUCUCUUUGGCUGAUUGGCGUUGUGCGUAUGUGUUUACGGAAGCUGGUUUCUGUGAGUAAAUAGAUCUGAAGAGUAUGAACGAAGAUGGCUGCGUCCCUUACCUCUCUGAUAGUGGUAUCAAACAAAAGUCUAUAGAUCAAAGAUCGCCUCUUCCCGGGGAGCCUAAAUGUGUAAUCUGCUGUCGUUACGGUGAGUACAUUUGUGACGAGACCAAUGAUGACAUCUGCAGUCUCGAGUGUAAGCAAACACUUUUGAACAAGACUAGAGUGUUUCCUGCCACUGAUGAGUGCUUCUAUGUUGGAUCUUCUUCCACCGAUGAUUCUCGCAAGCUUGAUAUUCAUGUCCAAGGAGCAGCAGUUCCUCCCCCUCCUGCCCUCUCUUUCACCUCUUGUGGGCUUCCUCCUAAGCUUCUUCUUAACUUAGAAACGGCUGGUUAUGACUUUCCCACCCCUAUCCAGAUGCAAGCAAUUCCAGCUGCUUUAAGCGGCAGAAGCCUGCUCGCUUCAGCUGACACUGGCUCCGGCAAGACUGCUUCUUUUCUUGUUCCUAUUGUUUCUCGUUGUGCACGUUAUCGCUCUGAGCACCCCUCCUCAGACCCCAGGAACCCCUUGGCUUUGGUUUUGGCUCCAACUAGAGAGCUCUGCGUCCAAGUUGAAGAUCAGGCUAAGAUGCUCGGAAAGGGACUCCUAUUUAAGACUGCACUUGUUGUAGGUGGGGAUCCCAUGUCUGGACAACUCUACCGCAUUCAGCAAGGUGUAGAGUUGAUUAUUGGCACCCCAGGUCGGCUUGUAGACCUUCUAGCAAAGCACACCAUUGAACUAGAGGAUAUUAUGAUGUUUGUGCUGGAUGAGGUUGACUGCAUGCUCCAGAGAGGUUUCAUUGAUCAGGUGAUGCAGAUAUUUAGGGCUUUAUCACAACCGCAGGUCUUGCUGUUCUCAGCGACGGUCUCAAGGGAGGUGGAGAAGGUGGGAGGGUCUCUAGCCAAGGAAAUGAUUUUGGUGUCCAUAGGUAAACCCAACACACCUAGCAAAGCUGUCAAACAAUUGGCUAUCUGGGUUGAUGCAAAGCAAAAGAAACACAAGCUCUUUGAGAUACUGACAAGUCAAAACCAUUUCAAACCCCCAGCUGUUGUUUAUGUGAGUUCGAGAGCUGGAGCAGAUCUCUUGGCUAAUGCUAUAACUGUGGUGACUGGGAUAAAAGCUCUGUCGAUCCAUGGGGAGAAGCCAAUGAGGGAGAGGAGAGAUGUAAUGGGGUCGUUUUUGGGUGGAGAGGUGUCGCUUCUUGUAUCAACUGGAGUUCUAGGCCGAGGAGUUGACCUGUUGGUAGUAAGGCAGGUAAUCGUGUUUGACAUGCCUAAUACCAUCAAGGAGUACAUACAUGUAAUCGGCAGGGCCUCUAGGAUGGGAGACCAGGGCAGUGCCAUUUUGUUUGUAAACGAGGAGAGCAGAAAUCUGUUCCCUGAUUUGGUUGUGGCUUUAAAAAAUUGUGGAGCAGCCAUACCUAAGCAACUUACCAGUUUGACAUCAUCCAGGGAAAUGCACAGCAACAAGAAGAGGAGGGUUGGAUACUGAAAUGGAUGGCCUGGAUUCGAAUGUAUGUUAUAUUAAAAGCAAAGAAAGAAACGAAGACUUGAGAUACUGAGUAGGGGACAUGGAGAAAAGGUUUACGUUGUUAAGAAUAUUCAGAUUUUCAGAUGCCGAGGAGUGUGAAAUAAAUUGACAUAGUGGGUUAAAAAAGGUUUUGUUAAGAUAUAUUAUAGAUGCGAGUAGUGCGUAAUAAAACAUACUAUUUGACAAAGAACGCGGUUUUGUUACCCGCCAGCCAACUGCCAAUGUCUUGAUAAUGUGGUGAAAGAAAAAGCCAAACUUUGUUUUUGUUCGACCAAAAAAAAAGAUCGUAGACACCAACUUGCUCGCACCGGAAGGACUAGAAGGAGUUUCUCUGUUUCACCUACUACGUCACAAGAAAACAUGAUGGGAGACUCCUCGAGUUCAAGCUCUUGGAGCAGUCAAACGGAUACUCAGGAUGAUCGGAUGAUUGCUCUUAUGUUAUCUGAAGAAUACACUAAACUAGAUGGUGCAGUAGGCAGACGCCUCUCCAAUCUUGCUCCCGUUCCCGUAAGCUUGGUUCUAGUCCCCUUCCUACAACCAAAUGCAAUUGUAUAGCUAUUCUACACGUUUCUUGUUUUGCAGCAUGUUCCGCGGAUAAAUUCUUAUAUUCCCAACUUAAAUGAUGCCACCUUGGAUCACCAACGCCUUCUUCAAAGGCUAAAUGUUUAUGGUUUGUGUGAGUUGAAGGUCUCUGGUGAUGGAAACUGCCAGUUCCGAGCUCUUUCUGACCAGUUGUACCGAUCUUCAGAGUACCACAAGCAAGUUAGGGGAGAAGUUGUUAAACAGCUCAAGGACAAUCGCACUAUAUACGAAAGUUAUGUUCCGAUGAAAUACAAACGGUAUUACAAGAGGAUGGCAAAACUUGGAGAAUGGGGAGACCAUAUUACCCUACAAGCUGCGGCAGAUAGGUUUGCAGCAAAGAUAUGCCUGCUGACAUCCUUCAGAGACACUUGUUUCAUUGAAAUUAUGCCUCGAGACCAAGCACCUAAGCGUGAGUUAUGGUUAAGUUUCUGGUCAGAGGUGCAUUAUAACUCUUUAUACGAUAAUCAAGCGGUUCCAGUUCAGCAGAAGCCAAAGAGAAAACAUUGGUUGUUCUAGAAAGCAAGCCUCUCACAUUGAUAACAUCUUCGUAUUACAUAUUCUUUCAGUAUUGUGCAUAAGUCAACAGUUUCAGACGCCGUAA